Molecule: messenger RNA, 1836 nt
Organism: Oryza brachyantha (malo sina)
Lineage: Eukaryota; Viridiplantae; Streptophyta; Magnoliopsida; Poales; Poaceae
Product: single myb histone 6
Exons: 7
Coding region: 344-1237 (297 amino acids)
Biological process (GO): nucleosome assembly
Cellular component (GO): nucleosome
Molecular function (GO): double-stranded telomeric DNA binding
Source: RefSeq, a predicted model, not a curated record
UAGUGCCCUCCUCUCUCUCUCUAUCCUCUCCGUCUCGCUCUCUCCCCUUCCCCCGAUCUGCACCGCCACCGGCCGGGGCUCCUCGCGCGCGCCGCCGCCGGCGAGAACGCAACGCGUGCGUGCGUGGGGGCAGGCGUACGCCAUCCUCCCCUCUCCUCUCCUUCCUGACUCUGCCCGAGCCUCCAUCUCACUGUGCAGGAGCGCACGGCCGGCGAGCAGGGUUUGGAGCCACGAACUCCGCCCCACCUGCCUCCAUCCUCGCCCCGAAUCGAAUCGAAGGGUACAGGGUGGCUGAACGCUGCGGAGAAUUGGCGCGAAGAAGUUGGCUUAGUCUUGUGAGAAUAUGGGUGCCCCGAAGCAGAAAUGGACCGCGGAGGAGGAGUCCGCUCUCAAAGCUGGAAUCGCAAAGCACGGGGCGGGGAAAUGGCGCACGAUACUGAAAGACCCAGACUUCAGCAAUGUCCUGCGCUACCGCUCGAACGUUGACCUCAAGGACAAAUGGCGGAACAUGAAUGUAACCGUGAACGCGUCUGGUGCCCGUGACAGGGUGAAAGCACCCGUUGUUAAGAAGCCAAGAUCUGCUCCUAAGCAUGAAGGCCACUCUACCUCUACUGCUAUCAACGCAGUAACUUCUGAUGGUGACGAUGAUAUUGCUGAGGCUGCGCCUCUUGGAACUUUUAGUUCAUCCAAGAGAUCCCUUUCGAGGCUAGAUAAUAUCAUAGUAGAGGCAGUAAGGAGCUUGAAUGAGCCUACAGGGUCAUACAAGACAGCCAUAGCUAAUUACAUAGAGGAACAAUACUGGCCUCCUGCUGAUUUUGAUCAUGUCCUGUCUUCAAAACUGAAUGAUCUGACAGCAUCUGGGAAAUUGAUAAAGGUGAAUCGGAAGUACAGAAUAGCUCCUAGUUCAUCUUUAUCAGAAGGACGAAGCACCAAAGUAGUGCUGCUUGAAGAUAUACAAAAAGAGCCAACAAAGUUUGAUAGGGAAGAUGUACCGAUCCUCACUAAAUCUCAAGUUGAUGCUGAAUUAGCUCGGAUGAGAUCCAUGACUGCAGAAGAGGCUGCAGCUGCUGCUGCUCGUGCAGUUGCCGAGGCAGAGGCUAUCAUGGCUGAAGCUGAAGCAGCAGUAAGAGAAGCAGAGGCUGCAGAAGCUGAUGCAGUAGCUGCACAAGCCUUUGCAGAGGCAGCAAUGGCGACAUUCAAAAACAGAAGUUCAGCAAAAUUGAUCAUUCGAGCUUGAGGCUACUAGUGGGAGCUGUUGCAGCAUCAGUUUCCUCCGACCUUGUUGUAUGUACACUUGUACCACAUUCCAAUGCAAUGUAACUGCAACUCCAGUUGGGCUAGUGACAACUUAAUUCCAUUCUUGGCUUAUCCAAGCUUAUUACAGAACCAAGUUGCCGUAAGCCCCAAACUGGCUCCCCUUUGCCUUCUGAUGUGCCGCAUCUUCUGAAGUCUGCCAACAGUUUUGUUACAUCCCGAUCUGCACAAGCAUUGCGGUUGCGGCAUCUUUUGACUUGCUCAAUCACUCAUGGUGUGAUGUUCAGGGAAUGACAUCGUGGUUACCCCAUUCUUCCUCCUGGAAUAUGUAAUAUGUGCACCAUUACCUGUUGUCGCCUUGGAAUUGGUUUUUGGCAUGAAAAUAAUGGCUCUUUUGCACUGUUGUUGCGUGUACAGAUGUAACAGUGUCUCUGGUUCACUCAGUUGUGUAUAUCAACUGGCUUUGUUGCUCUUUCUCAUGGAAAAUAAUGUUGCAGCGUGAUGUACCCAUCUUGUUUGGCCCCAGUUUAACUCAAAAUCGUUGAAAGGACCGUGCAGCCACUUUGGGAAAGAGAGAGAUGA